This is a messenger RNA of Tuber aestivum (summer truffle), 3240 nucleotides long. NCBI's taxonomy places the organism in Eukaryota, Fungi, Ascomycota, Pezizomycetes, Pezizales, Tuberaceae. The record is from the annotation of a GenBank genome assembly.
UUCGGUAGAUUUUUGCGAUCUACUAGCAGGGACACUUGUCAAAAUGAGUGGCCCAAAGACUAUUAGUAUUCACGAUGUUUCGGAGACGGUAGCGACAUUCAGUCGUACGCUCCAAAAUGGUACCAAGCUUGAAUAUCGCAUGCAGGUUCUCCAGCAGCCCGAGAGGGCGAGAGCCUGCGGGCAAGGAGCGAAGUGUUAGUGUCUCAAUAUCUGGCAGUGAGGGGUAGUUUGCUGAUUGGUUUACUGGAUAUAGCGCACGCGGACCGUAGACCAGUUGAUCCUCCGCCGGUCGUGGAGUUGAGAUUAUUCGAGGGACAUGAGAAGACUGACGUGUAUGUUGAAUAUAUGACCUGUUUUGUGAAAACUUGGCUAAUAACGAUGGUGUAGGACCUUUUCCCAUAACUCCAACUUUUUCCUGUUCGCUACGCUAGAACAGGCGCGCCCCAUCGCUCAAGGAAGAGGAAUGCCAGCUCCGGCCCCGGCCCCCGUUUUGACGGGUGUUCCAGUUUCUGGUAUGGCGUACUUGGACCGCCCCAAUCCGGCUGGAUAUUUCAUCUUUCCGGAUCUUUCCGUUCGGCAUGAGGGAAAAUACAGGCUCAGGUUCGCCCUUUACGAGGAGACUAAGGAAGAGGAGGGAUAUCCUGUUCCACAGGACCCACUGGAGCCAAGGGAAUAUUGUACUCACAGGCUGGAUGUUAAAUCCAAGGCAUUCACCGUUUUUUCUGCCAAGAAGUUUCCUGGGUUGGCGGAGAGCACUGCUCUAUCUAGGAUCGUGGCCGAGCAGGGUUGCCGCGUGAGAAUUAGAAGGGAUGUUAGGAUGAGAAGGAGGAGCGAUAGGCCUAGCAGGGAUAGUGAGGACCGUCAUAUGGAUGAGACCGCUAUGUUAAGGGCGUCGAGGAGGGCUGCUACACCAGACCAAUAUGAUAUCGAGAACUCAAUUAGGGCGCAGCAUACGCCGCAAUACCAUCAGCCUACGCCUCACCCAAUGCAGCGUUCUAACUCCAUUAAUCGGAAGAGAAGUGGAUCUGAUGCCUCCAUGAUUUCCUCCAUGGGAGAUAUGCCACAUGCUCCAAGACACGAAAAUGGAUACUCAACUCCCAACCAAAACUAUCCUCCAUAUGGACCUCCAGCAGGGCCACCACCAUCCCAGAGCGCGCAUCAACAUCUAUCCUUUGGAAGUAAUGGUCAUGCUCCUGCACCACCCGCACCACCCGCACCUCAUGUUCAUGCACCGCAAGAACUCUAUGGGCCGGAUAUCCAAUCUCGUUAUCCUCCACUACCCCAUGCGCAAAAUGGUGUGCAUCAUCCAGCUCCUCAUAUGCCCCCGUCUGCACGCUCACAGCAGGGCCCGUAUGGCGCACCCGUACCGUAUCAUUCACGUGAGAACUCGAUUUCGUUGCCCAACCAGCAAGUUCAGCAACAACCCAGACAUGAACCCCAUCAUGUUAGACGUGACUCUGGUGAAUUCCGUGCAAGGAGGGAUUCAGAUCCUGCUUACCGCCAACAGCCUCCUCAACAUUAUAGGCCUGGAACGCCUGCAGCGUCUCCAUACAAUGGUCAGAUGGAGAAUGGUUACGGCCAUCAGCAGCAGCAGCAACAACACCAGCCUUACCAACCUGGUCCUCCUGCCUCCCAACAGUAUCACCACCAACAGCCUCAGCCUCAGCCACAACAGCAUGCACCACCUCCACCUCAGUCUGCGAAUAACUCACUUCCUCCCCUCCGGUUGCCGGCAUUGGGCUUGCCAGCAUUGGAGCCGAAACUUUGGAACAAUCAACCUACUACUCCGAACUCUACAAAUCCUCCUGCUCCUUUGCCUUCACCCAGCGCUUAUCCACCUCAUACAAAUGCGCCUAUGCCGUCUCAAAGGCCUCCCCCGCCCCAGAUGUCUCAACCUCCACCACCGCCGAAUCCAAACCAGUUCCCUGCCUAUUACCCCGAGCCAAAGUAUACUACACCCUCGGCUCCAUCCAACGAUUCUUGGGGAUCCUCCAAUAGCAGUGCGCCCCCGAAGGAGUCCGAAGGUAGAGGCACUAAGAGGCCUUGGGGACGGGUGUUCAACAAUGCGCAUGUUGAAGGUCCAAUGCAGAACCGUUCUAGACCCUCUUCGAACUCUGCUGCCUAUGGAAGCGACCCCCCACCAUAUGCUCAACAGGCUGAGGUUGAUGACGAUGCCUACGAUUUUGGUAAGCUGAAGAUGAGCUACCGCCGCGCCGAUGGUGUCGAGAUUGUUCGCAGGCUGCCUGGAGAAGAUUAAACAUUAGCGAGUGGUAUCUAAGCCCGUUUUAAUGGAUUUAAUGUUCCAGCGUGCAUUGUUUUGGCUUGGUCUGGAGAUUUCUGAUUUUGCAUGUGUUCUUUUUAUGAUAUCCCAGUUUGCCUGGUUGGCGACUUUGACUCUUUUUCCCUUUUUUUCUCUUUAGUAUAUUUGCUUGGUUUGAGUACGGAACUGUACAUUGGAAUCGUGGGGGAAAGCUCGUUUCGGGUUAUGGAUAACAUCAGUCGGGAUCUGACAUUCUCCUACGAAAUCGUCAGCUACAUUACAAUCUUUCUUGCUCUCUACGUUUCCUUGCGAAUUCUUCCCUGUUUUCUUCACAUGUCCAUAGGAGGCUGUUUUAUUUUUUCGGGUUGAUAUUUUUUUUCUUGCUUCUCUCGGAGAUUGUUUGUAUCACGACUAUGAGUGUGCUUCUAGUCUCUAUUUGUCUUAUUAACUCGAUUUUUUCCUUGUCUCGCAAAACAGAGUCCCCCCCUUUUUUUUCCAUCCGUUUCUGUUUUUGUGCCUUUUCUUUGAGCUGGGUUUCCUUGGGGAGGAAAAGAGAACUGGAUGGGGGCAGCAAGUAGCAGUUUAAAACUUGUCAUUACCAAAUUUCUUGCUAGUAUGUUUGCGUGAUCUUUUCAAGUUUUGGGAGCGGGGGGAGUUUUGCUUUUAUGAAUCUUUUUUUCAGGGUUCCGUUUGGAUACUCAUGACCCAUAAUUUAUAUCAUACCGUGGAAUCUUUUGGUUCGAAUUUGGUAUUAUUGUCUCAUGGGUUGAUCUGUAAUAACGGCCGUUCAAUUUCGUUGGGGGGAAUCAUGUUAGAAAAUUUGGGAGAGCCCCAGGUUUCAUUAUUUGGGGUGUCGAAGCUUUUUUCUUGUCUUGUAAUUCCCCUGAUCAAGUAUGAUAAGUUUCUUUUUGUGCCUGUUUUAGGUUUCUUUUUGUUUCGCCCCCAUCCUGUAUUCAAGUUUAAAGGGAAAAGAAAUACUU